Molecule: messenger RNA, 1794 nt
Organism: Symbiodinium sp. CCMP2456
Lineage: Eukaryota; Dinophyceae; Suessiales; Symbiodiniaceae
Source: the annotation of a GenBank genome assembly
AUGCAUAUCUACUGUGCACAAGAAACACACUCUCUCAACGACUGUGGCGCUCUACAGAUUCACGGGAACUGCCCUGAAGCUGCGAUCGAGUUGCUGCGCUUGGACAACCACACAGCAGAUCUGCGCUCCCAGAGCCCAGUCGUUGCAGUCAGCUGCGGACACUCCCUCCAGAACUGGAGGGACCACAUUUGUCUCGGCGACAUCUGCACCCACGGCAAUUUCAUCUCGGUCACCGAGGAGACGGAGCAGCCUUUUAGCCUGGUACCCUUCGAUGGCAUCUUCGGGUUGGGGCUGCCGCAAAUGUCGCAGGCGCCACACUUCAAUGUGCUGGAUUGCAUGAUCCGGGACAAGGUUCUGAAGAAGAACUUGUUUUCUGUAUUCCUGGCUGCCGACGAUCGCGACGAAAGCGAAAUUUCCUUCGGGGAGUUCAAGAGUGACCGCAUGGCAGACCAGCUGUUCUGGGUGCCGGUGUCGAACCCUGGCUACUGGCAGGUCGAGAUGGAGGAUGUCGCAGUCGGUGACAAGCUCCAGGGCCUUUGCAACGGCAAAUGUCAGGCGGCUGUGGACACUGGCACUUCGCUCCUCGCCGGGCCGUCCGAUGUCGUCCGCACCGUGGCCGGAAAAGAAGGCGCAUGUAGAGUCCAUCAGUUGGAUCCACCUCACAUGCUGCUCGGGCCAACGCCUCUCAGGGCUGUGCCGGCAGUGUCAUGGGUGCCCCACGCCAGCACUUCGAGCAAAGUGCGCUGUGCAUCUGUGGUACCAGCAGUUCGAGGUCGUGCCGGUGCCGUCGCCUGCCUCGUCGCCGGCCUGUGCCGGAGGAGCCCAGUCCGCUGUGCUCAGCUCCGAGCGACGCCUGCGGGGCCCAGCGAAGACCUUGAAAAGCAGUGGCAGGAGUACUACGAGCGAGAUGAGCGAGACGCCGAAGAGGGCUGGGCGAUCGAUGUCUUGGACGAUGACACGUUGUUGAAGCAGAUCCUGAGUCCGUCUCCGCGGCAAUCCAGAGUCGUUCGGCCAAUGCUCGGAGAUAAAGUCACCAUUCACUUCACGGCGAGAGUUGUUGAUGGGGACAUUUUCGAGACUACCAGGGAGGAUAACACCGGACCUUUGAAGUUCCGAAUUGGGCAUGGCGAGGUCAUGCGAGGGCUGGAAGAGUCAGUCAUGAGCAUGAGCAAGGGCGAGAUCUCAAGGUUCUACAUCGCCCCAGAGCUGGCAUUCGGAGAUCAAGGUAGAGAUAAGGUGCCUCCGGGGUCUUCUCUGGAGUACGAGAUCGAGCUCGUUAACGUAGUGGACAUGGACCCGGACGUGGACGAGUUUAAUGAAGAUAUUGAGAUCCCAAAAGACUUGGACAAGAUGGGCAAAAAUGAUGUCGGCGAAGGUGGCAAAGAUCCACUCGGGAAGUUCUAUUGGGAGAGGCAUGGCCAGGACAUGCUCGUCUUCAUUCCCAUCGAUCCUGCCGUUUCGAGCAGGGAUGUCGACUGCUUGCUCUUGAAGACUCAUAUCUCUGCUGCAGUAGCCGGUGAAGCCGUUUUCGACGGAGAGCCCGGCCUGGAGAUCGACGAGGAUGAGAGUGACUGGGAGAUCGAAAGCCGCGGUGGGCGAAGGGAUUACGUCGACCGUGACGGCCAUACGUGCACGUUGUCGCUGAUGACCAUGGACGUGCCACCGCCGAAAGGGCCCCUCUUUAUCUUUGGCGAUCCUCUCCUGCGCAAGUACUACACGGUCUAUGACCGUGAGAACCUGCAGGUUGGCUUUGCAAUGGCUGCGCAGCCAAGGCGCGGGGACGGCAAAGCCUGA